This is a messenger RNA of Maylandia zebra (zebra mbuna), 1753 nucleotides long. The record is from RefSeq and is a predicted model, not a curated record. Lineage: Eukaryota; Metazoa; Chordata; Actinopteri; Cichliformes; Cichlidae.
UUACAAUUUAUGGAUUAGAAUUUAAAGAAAUUAAACAGCUGACAUAUCCUCACUAACCACUUCAUUAGGUACGCCAGAGUUGGGCCACUUUUUUCUUUCCGAACUGCGUGCAUAGAUCAUACAAAGGUGCUGGAAACAUUCCUCUGAGAUUUUAGUGUAUAAAAGUAUGUUAGCAUCACACAGUUGCAGCAGAUAUGAUGUUGCACAAACAUGAUGUGAAUCUCCGGUUCUACCACAUCCCAAAUAUGCUCUGUUGGCUUAAGAUCUGGAAAGUGUGCCAGAGAAACCAGUCUGCUCAGUUGGUACUAAAGGUCUCAAAGUGUGUCAAGUUUGGUAAAGAUGUUCAAACUGUAGCAUCCCUUUCCUGUCCUUAUCUUUCACAACCGGCACCAGGUGUGGUCAUCUGCAGCUCUAACCCAUCUGCUUCAAUCUUUAACUUGUUGAGCAUUUAGACAUGCUCUUCUCCAUGCCUUGGUUGUAAUCAGUGGUUAUUUGAAAUGCUUCAUUUUGGCUCAAAGCACCUCUGGCAUCAACUUCAUCAAUCAAGUUUCCACUCGGAAAACUGGUGGUCACUGGAUAUUUCUCUUUUUUUUUGACCAUUCUCUUUAUGGUUGUGUGAUCCAAGCAGUUUCAGACCAGCCAUCUGGAUACCUGCAAAGUCACUAAAACCUCAUUUUUCCCAGUUCUAAAGCCUGUUCAGUUGGCUAAUUAGAUGUGUGUAAAAAUAAAAUAAAAAAAUCAAACUGAAAACUAAACGUACAAAAACAUGGAAUGUGGAAAUGUAAAUAAAUACUCAGCAUUUCUGUUUGUAGACGUAAGUCAGGGAACUUCUCGCACUCCAGUCCACUAGAUGGCGAUAAUAAAACAAAGCCUAGAUUGCCUCAAAGGGGGAAGAAGAAGUUAUUCAAGAGUUAUUCAAACGCUUGUAUAAUCUGGUUGUUAGUUGGGGAAAAGUCGGGUUGAUUCCAGUGCAAGUUAGAGCUGUGUAGCCAUUUGUAGCUUCAGAUGUUUUCAAAAGUGAGAACAUGUUUGACUUCGGGUUUAGCCAGAUUGCCCAGUUGUGUAAAUUCAAGAGUAACAUCUGUGCUCUGCAAACAUCAGCAUCGCACCUUCAGUUCUGAGUCUGCUGGUGUCAGGGUUCUGUAUGAUGGGCUUUGUCCAAUAUGUGUGACUGAGAUCCGUUUGCUCCAGUUUCUGCAGAGAAACCGGCCUGAGAAAGUACAUUUCAUUGAUAUCUCUCUGCCAGGUUAUGAUGGAACAAAAUACAAGGCUAUCACCUAUGAGAUGGCCAUGAAGGAAAUGCACGUGAUUGAUAAGAAAGACAAGGUUCACAGCGGAGUCCCAGCGUUUGCAGUCAUGUAUAGCGCCGUAGGCCUCGGUUGGUUGGGUCGCUUUAUGAUGUGGUCACCUGUGAGACCAUUGAUGGACAAAUCCUAUGACAUCUUUGCCAGGAACCGCUUAAAGUGGACCGGACGUGGAGAGGAGUGCACCACAGGACGCUGUGAAAAGAAAAUACCCUGACGCUCCAGCACUGUUUUAUAAGUACUGUAAAUAUAUGAAGAACUGCAUAAAUAUCAUGCUGAUAAUCCUGUAAAAAAUGGUUAUGUUGGUUAUGUAGUUCACCUAAAGUAAUUUAAAAUAACAACAAUGAUGCAGAGAUAAAAUUACAACUGUAAAAUAGAGCUGAAGAUGAAUGUAUUCAAAGAAAUAUUUCUGGAUGUACAGGUUUCAUUAAAUGCAGUUUGAAAAUCUG